This is a messenger RNA of Salvia hispanica, 405 nucleotides long. NCBI's taxonomy places the organism in Eukaryota, Viridiplantae, Streptophyta, Magnoliopsida, Lamiales, Lamiaceae. The record is from RefSeq and is a predicted model, not a curated record.
AUGGUGUGGUCAUUGCCUGAGCUCCCUCCUCCUCUCUCAUUCAUCUGCAUCGUUGGCAUCCUCAUCGUCUACGUGAUGUGCAGCUACCUGAUCAUCGACUUCAUAAGCCAAGACGAAGAGAGCCAAGACGAGUACUACUCAAACGCAGCCAACUACAGCUCGUCCUAUUUCCACAUAUCAGUUGAAGAGCUGCAAGAGAUAACUUGCCUCUGCCACAACCACAACAAGGGAGGUGGUUCGAUCUGCGCCAUCUGCUUGGAGAAUCUACGCUACCCGCAAUUCUGCAGAGUGCUUCCUGCUUGCCAACAUCAGUUCCAUGCUCACUGCAUUGAUCCUUGGCUAUCUAAGAGCUUCACUUGCCCCACUUGUCGAGCACCUUUUAGACCAAACCCGUCCUUCAAUUGA